AUGUCAGUCUCGCGGAACCAGCAAAGUGGCGAUGAUUUAUUCCAGAUCGGGCCUUUGGAAACGGACAAGACAAUUAGCAACAACCGUUUAGCACGGGCAAUUUCACAAACAGACAAAAAGGACGCAAAUGAUAGAUAUCGGGUAGAAGCAGAAGACAACAAUAUUCCUGCGCCACUCGAAUCAAGUUCAUCAAGCGUGGAGCCACCAGCGAGGAAACUUGUAUCGUGGAAAGAUGGAGAUCCAGAGAACCCGUAUAAUUGGUCAACCCGACGAAAAGCAUGGAUCGUGUUCAUUGGCAUGCUGGUGGUGAUAAACAGUACCAUGGGCUCCUCCUUACCUUCGAAUGCUAUACCUUUUAUUAGUGAGGACUUCAAUGUAACGUCAUCAUACUCCCAAAUCUUACCUAUAUCAAUGUAUCUCAUUGGUUAUGUUGUUGGACCGAUAUUUUUUGGACCUCUGUCAGAAACAUAUGGUCGGAGAUGGAUCAUGACAGGCACAUUCGUCAUCUUUACGUUGUUCACAAUGGCAUCCGCACUAGCUCCGAAUUGGUCUUCCUUACUUAUCUUCAGACUCAUUUGUGGUAUAAGUGCAAGCAGUCCGAAUACCAUUGUCGGUGGAAUAUACGCGGAUAUCUAUGGAGAUCCAGUUACACGAGGACGUGCCAUGGCGGUAUUCAUAGGGGGAACUUGUGUCGGUCCACUCGUUUCUCCAGCGAUUUCUGGUUUCAUAUCUCCCGUCAAAGGAUGGCAAUGGGCUUUUUGGAUUGGCCUCAUGGUUGCAGGAGUGACGCUUCCAAUUCUCUUCACGCUUCCAGAAACCUACGGCCCUAUUCUACUUGCUCGUCGAGCUCGCAAGAUCCGUGCGGAAACGAGCAAUCCAAACAUCCACGCACCUAUAGAAUUAGAGAAGAAAGGAUGGAAACAAAUGGCAACCGUCACCUUGACCCGACCAAUACGAAUGUUCUUCUUCGAACUCAUCGUUCUAGCGACUUGUCUCUACCUUUCUUUAGCUUACGGGAUAUUUUACAUGUAUUUCGAGGCCUACCCGAUCGUAUUCAAAGAAAUAUAUGGUCAAUCGCCAGGCAUUUCGGGUCUCAUGUUCCUGCCAAUUGGUGGUGGCACAGUUGGAGCUAUCGUGAUAUUCUUAUUGUACGACUCCUUUUUACGAAAAGAACAAGGGAGAAAUGCGCCCUGGACGCAGAAAGAAGAAUCGCGACGCUUACCGUUAGCAUGUAUUGGUGGUCCCCUCUACGUUGUCGCUUUGUUCUGGCUCGGCUGGACAAGUAAACCCGAAAUUCCAUUCUACGUACCCAUGCUCGCUGGUCUUCCGUUUGGCAUGGGUUUCGUCCUAAUAUUCAUGGCACUACUCAACUACCUCACCGACGCAUAUGAGAUCUUCGCCGCUUCAGCAAUGGGUGCUGCGUCUUGCGCGAGGAGCAUCGCAGGCGCAGUGCUACCGUUUAGCGCCGAUCCGAUGUAUCGCAAUCUAGGCGUGCCGUGGGCUAGUAGCUUGCUGGCGUUUUUGAGUCUGGGAAUGUGCAUUGUGCCGUUUGGAUUUUUGUGGAAGGGGGAUAAGUUGAGGGAGAGGAGUCGCUUCUGUAGGUAUUUGAAAGAGAAGAAGGUUGAUGAUGAGAGAGCGCUUGAAGCGCAGAGGACGAGGGAGGGCAAUAGAGAAGAGAAGGCUUGA
This is a messenger RNA of Glarea lozoyensis ATCC 20868, 1686 nucleotides long. Its product is annotated as MFS general substrate transporter. Gene Ontology annotation, molecular function: transmembrane transporter activity. The coding region runs from base 1 to 1686 and encodes 561 amino acids. Gene Ontology annotation, biological process: transmembrane transport. NCBI's taxonomy places the organism in Eukaryota, Fungi, Ascomycota, Leotiomycetes, Helotiales, Helotiaceae. The transcript is spliced from 4 exons. The record is from RefSeq and is a predicted model, not a curated record.